AUGUUAACCUCCUCCUAUACGAUCAGGAAGUGGAUGAAGAGACCUCGCUGUGGCAUCCCAGAUCAUCCUCACACCAGCCGCCGGCAGAGGAACAAACGCUACGCCCUGACGGGGCAGAAAUGGAGAGACAAGAAGAUCUCCUACAGCAUAUCGAACUUCACCCCCAAAGUGGGCGAGAAGGACACGCAGAGGGCGAUCCGACAGGCCUUCAACGUGUGGCAGACGGUCACACCGCUGUCCUUCCAGGAGGUGCCGUACUCGGAGAUCAAGAACGAGGGCAAGGAGGCCGACAUCAUGAUCUUCUUCGCCUCCGGUUUCCAUGGCGACAGCUCUCCGUUCGACGGAGAGGGGGGUUUCCUGGCCCACGCCUACUUCCCCGGCGCCGGCAUCGGGGGAGACACACACUUUGACUCGGACGAGCCCUGGACGCUCGGCAACGCCAACCACGACGGUAAUGAUUUGUUCCUGGUGGCGGUCCACGAGUUGGGCCACGCGUUGGGUUUGGAGCACUCCAACGACCCGAGCGCCAUCAUGGCUCCGUUCUACCAGUACAUGGACACGCACAACUUCAAGCUGCCGCUGGACGACCUGCAGGGCAUCCAGAAGAUCUACGUUUUGCAGGACCGGUGGUUUUGGCGUCUGAGGAACAACAAGGUCCAGGAGGGCUACCCCAUGCAGAUCGACCAGUUCUGGAAGGGCCUGCCGCCUCGCAUCGACGCCGCCUACGAGAGAUCGGACGGCAGAUUUGUCUUCUUCAAAGACUACACAUUCUUCUACAAGGGGAAGGAUUACUGGAAGUUUGACAACCAGAAGCUGACGGUGGAGCCCGGGUAUCCGAAGUCCAUCCUGCGCGACUGGAUGGGCUGCGACCAGUCCGACAUGGAGCGCUCCGGCAGCAAGGGUAACCGCGGAGACCGCCAGCUGCCCCUGGACGACGUGGACAUCAUGGUGACCAUCAACGACGUCCCGACGACGGUCAACGCCAUCGCCGUGGUGAUCCCCUGCAUCCUGUCGCUGUGCAUCCUGGUGCUGGUCUACACCAUAUUCCAGUUUAAAAACAAAGGGGUGCAGCAGAACACCAUGACUCAGCACUAUUACAAAUACCCGGUGCAGGAGUGGGUAUGACAGGCAACUUUCCUUUUUUAAAGGAGGUCGAAGGUCGUGGAUUUAAGGGGGUCAAGCAACUCCAUGCUGUUAGCUUAAGCUAGCUAAUGUUGGCUAAUGGAUCGCUAGC
Molecule: messenger RNA, 1234 nt
Organism: Etheostoma cragini (Arkansas darter)
Lineage: Eukaryota; Metazoa; Chordata; Actinopteri; Perciformes; Percidae
Gene: mmp24
Product: matrix metallopeptidase 24
Exons: 7
Coding region: 1-1125 (374 amino acids)
Biological process (GO): extracellular matrix organization; proteolysis; collagen catabolic process
Cellular component (GO): extracellular matrix
Molecular function (GO): metalloendopeptidase activity; zinc ion binding
Source: RefSeq, a predicted model, not a curated record